Messenger RNA from Sitophilus oryzae (rice weevil), 495 nucleotides. RefSeq lists its product as uncharacterized. Lineage: Eukaryota; Metazoa; Arthropoda; Insecta; Coleoptera; Curculionidae. The record is from RefSeq and is a predicted model, not a curated record. The transcript has 2 exons. The coding region runs from base 1 to 495 and encodes 164 amino acids.
AUGACGGAUAAGCUUGAAGAAAAGAUAAGUGAAAAGAAGCUGUAUUAUAAUAACUGGUUAGGAAAUCCAACAGAUGAAAAUUGGCUAGCAUAUAAGAAGUUACAAAAGGAAGUUCGACAACAAGUAACUGAGGAAAAGAAUAGUAUGUGGGAAAGAAAAUGCAAUGAUAUUGAAACUUACAUUGGGGGAUCACGAUCUACGGAAGCAUGGAGAACUCUGAAGGGGAUGAAAACAAAUACGCAACAACGUCCACAGUUUUUGCAAAACAAUGAAGCCGUCACUAUUACAGAACCUAGAACAAACAUAUCGAUUGAGGAAGUUAAACAAGCCUUGGUGUCUAUGAAAAACGGUAGAGUUCCAGGACCGGGUGGUAUUAUGGCUGAAAUGCUAAAAUAUGGCGGAGAAUGUCUUAUAACAGAAAUAACAAACUUAAUGCAGAUGUGUGUAGAUCGGAAUAAAAUACCUAAUGAAUGGAAGUUCCAUCCCCAGAGUUAA